Musca domestica (house fly) is the source of this 2318-nucleotide messenger RNA. RefSeq names its product pH-sensitive chloride channel 2 (gene SecCl). The transcript has 7 exons. Gene Ontology annotation, molecular function: neurotransmitter receptor activity; extracellular ligand-gated monoatomic ion channel activity; transmembrane signaling receptor activity. The record is from RefSeq and is a predicted model, not a curated record. Gene Ontology annotation, biological process: chloride transmembrane transport; signal transduction; regulation of membrane potential. The coding region runs from base 503 to 2047 and encodes 514 amino acids. NCBI's taxonomy places the organism in Eukaryota, Metazoa, Arthropoda, Insecta, Diptera, Muscidae. Gene Ontology annotation, cellular component: neuron projection; synapse; membrane.
AGAAAAAGUAUUCGCAUUGCUAAGGUGAACUGGCCGAAACGAAUUGAACGCGUUGAAAUUUACAAUUUUGAAAAAAAACACUACCAAAAAAAAAAAAAAUAUUAAAAGGAAAUUUUCCAAAACGCGAAAUAUUUUUGUUCACACCAAAAAACAAAAAAAAAAUAAAAGAUAAUAAAAAAAUAUACCCAUAACAACAAUAAAAAAAAAUAUUAUUACAAACAUCAAUUUAAUGCCUUUCUAGAAAACAAGUUCAAAACACAGUUAUCAAAAAAAAAAAAAAAAGAAACAACAAAAGAAGUUCAGUGAAUAUUUGUCUUCAAAUUUUUGAUCUCCCUCUCAUUUCGAAACGAACCAAAGUAAAACAAGUGAAACACCCCCCAAUGUCUUCGUUAAUUUCGUUGUAACUUUUUAUCUUAGAAUAUUAAGUAGUAGUUUAUUAAAUAAUUUAAUUUUGAAAAUAUAAAUCAAAAAAUCAACAAUACACACCUACCUGCAGCUUAAAAUGACAAAUUUAUUUUAUCAAAUCUAUACCAAAGUUAUUCUAAUAACUCUGGUCCUGACAAUCUCACAAAUGAACAUGACAGCGCUGGGAACAAGCACAGUUGAUGAAGAAUGCCCGCCGCUAGAGAAUGCCACAACAUUACAGCCCUCACAGUUAAUAACCCGACUAACCCAUGUCUGUCGUUAUGAUCGCCUAGAAAGACCCAUAGAAUACGAUCUAGUCACCAAAGAGCGCUAUCCAACCCGUGUGAAUGCCCGUAUUUACAUUUACUAUAUGCAGAAUCUCAAUUCCGAUUUGUUACAAUUCAAAAUGCAUGCCCUGCUACAGCUGAGCUUCCUCGAUAAACGUCUGGCCUUCUCCAAUUACGCGCCCACCCGCAAGGAUAACAUUUUGGGCCAAAAGCAAAUGAGUGAACGUCUCUGGUUGCCGCACAUAUUCUUUGCCAACGAACGUGAAUCGAAUAUCUUGGGUACCGAUGAAAAAGAUGUACUCGUCUCCAUAUCGCCACAGGGUCAGGUGAUAUUCUCGACACGUUUGCAAGCCACCCUCUACUGUUGGAUGAAUUUCAAGAAAUUCCCAUUCGAUGAGCAAUCAUGUUCGACAGUUCUUGAAAGUUGGAUGUACAAUACAACCGAACUGACGCUGCACUGGGAAGAUAAAACACCGAUAUCGUUCGAUCCUGAUAUGCGGCUAACCGAAUACAACAUGCAGCGUUAUUGGUACAACGAGACCAUUGUCAAUUCGAAUGACAUUCACUUACGUCAUGGGGCUUUCUAUGGCAAUUACAGUUCCCUGAGUUUUACCGUGCACCUAAAUCGUGAAAUCGGUUUCUAUUUAAUGGAUUACUUUUUGCCCUCCAUGAUGAUUGUGGCCAUAUCAUGGGUAUCGUUUUGGUUGCAGGCAGAUGCAUCACCACCGCGCAUUAUGUUGGGUACCAGUACCAUGUUGUCAUUCAUCACGCUCUCUUCGUCGCAAAGUAAAACCCUACCCAAAGUCAGUUACAUUAAGGUAUCUGAAGUUUGGUUCUUGGGUUGUACGUUCUUCAUUUUCGGCAGUUUGGUUGAGUUUGCCUUUGUGAAUACAAUUUGGCGGCGAAAGGAGAAUAUCGAAUUGAAAAAAGUCAAUAGUAAAUAUAUUAUUAAGUCUACGCUAACACCAAGGCCAGCACGUCGGGAGAUGGGUUUAAAUAAUCAAUCGAGGACGAGAUCCUGUUCCAGUUUAGAUAAUAUUGUGUCGAGUACGGAGAGUGUUAUGAACGGAAAUGUUAAUCCGGGAUUCAAUAACUAUUUGACAGUGCAUAACUUGCCCAUAAUAACCACCCAAUCGGCUGACACCGUUUCCAUUGCCAGCAAUCCGAAUAGCACCGGCCAUGUCAUCAACAUGGACGACAACAACAAGGAUAACAAGACUGGCGAAAACACCACCUUCACGACCAUGACACCCCAAGAAAUUGCCAUGUGGAUAGAUCGACGUUCACGUUUCCUAUUUCCCCUGAUGUUCCUCGGUUUCAAUUGCCUGUAUUGGACCUUUGUUUAUUGUUUCUAAAUGGUUGCCAUUGUUUGUAGAUUGUUUUUUUUUUAUUGAGAAAUGACCUAAGUCCUUUUUUUUAUUAUGAAUUUAGCAUUUUUGUGUUGUUUUUAUAACUCGAUUAUAUUAGUCCCUAUAUUGACAUACAUAUCGACAGACAGACAGACAGACCGACAAACAUAGCCCAUAUAAACAUGUGUAUAUUAUUGUUAUCUCAUCUCAAAUUUGUAUAUUUUUUUAAGUGGCAAAGACAGUUGUGACUUUUCAGCAAUAAUUAGGUUAAUUUAGU